AGAGAUAAGAUAAAAUCACACCUAUUCCACAUAUUUUGUGUUGUGAAUAUAUCGUUUCAAAAUCAACUCUCGAAGAAAUGUGAUGUUAUAGGAAUGCAUAAAUAGUGAAUUUGUGAGGGUAUCAGAAAUUGAAUGAGGCCCUAGUUAUAGUUCAUAUACAUGUCUUUCCAAACUCAAGAUGUCAAACCAAAAAAACUAUUGGGAUAUCCCCUGACUACAAAGCAAGAAGUUUUAGUGAAUUAUUUGGUUCCAUCUAUAGGUGCUUGCAUCCUGUAUAUUUUUCUAUUCUCAUCAGAAGUUGGGCUUGUUCAUAGACAUUUCGCCAAUUGGCAUAAGACUUUGGCAUGGUGGUCGUUGGCGAUAAUGUACCUUCCAGCCGUUGUAAGCAACAUUACUAUUCUUUCGUGCUCAGAAUUGUGGCCCGAGAGAAAAUUUGGCGGUAAAAAGAAUCUUCUUUGGCUUUGUCAAAAAACUGCUCAACAUUUCUUUUUCCCCAUAAGUAGUUUGUGGAGAUUCGCAGAAAGGAUAUUCUGGUCGAUAGAAGCUUAUAGAUCAGAAGAUGAGGAAUCGAAACAAUUGGCUAUCCAAAAUGCCACAACACCAAGAACAAUCGAACUCUACAUGUUUCUACAAGCAUUUCUACAUUCUCUGCCUCAGAUUCUUUUCCAGUUAUAUCUGCUGAUGCGACAUUCUCACACUACAGAUAAACAAACAGCCCAUUCUCAAUUCAUGAGUAUAAUAUUCAACCUAACGAAGUUGGCAAUAACCGUAACCUAUUACCAAAGAUUCAAAACACAGAAGCUAGCUGGUGCUCAGUAUCCAUGGUAUAAAUCUAAUAAAUACCAGAAAGAUCCGAAUCUAAGCGAAGUUAUUUUACGUAAAAAACCAAAACUGAAAGCAAAUUUGAUAGCAAGAAGUACGAAGGGUAUAUCGGAUGUCUCAGACAAUAAGAUAGAGGAAGAUUUGUAUGAGAGACCUGUUAACAGAAGAAGCAGCGAUCUGUAUUUGGAGCCAGACAUAAGAGGAACUUAUUUACCUCCGUAUUCUUCAAGAGUUCCUUCGAUGAUUCAUCAACUGAGAAGGAUGAGUCGAUACAGGGUCAGAACCAGUAUUUCUGAGGGAACAACUUCCUCUGCACAGCCAGAUUUCAACAUUCGUAGAGUACUCUUCAUCAAAGGGCUGCCUGAAGAUGACUUGGCAGGAAAACUCAUUUCGUUUUGUUGGUGGUCAGCGUUUCUCCUGGCAAGAAUCUUGGCAAUCCUAGCAUUCCAAUAUUUUUAUCCAGUACAAGUCCUAUACAUCCUUGUAUCUCAUUUUAUCUUAACCUUAGCCAUUCUUUGCUACGACGCAAAAUCCAACAGUUUUACCAGAUCUAAAGUAUUAUUUUUCCUUUUUGUAUGUUACAUCUACCUUUUUUGCAUCAUCGAAUUCAAGAUCAAAUUUAAAAAGGCUAAAUUCAUAUACUACGGUUUCUUCACUUUGGUUUAUCUCGAGAAUUUCGUAAUGUGUUUAGUAUGGUGGUAUGGAGAUUUGGAGUACGUUGAAGAAGAGUUUUGGUUCAAAUAUAUGUUCAAUAUAAUCGUAAUUUGUUCUCUUUUCAGUUUCGUUUCUAUGGUAUUUUAUAUGACCGUGAAUAAACCUGAUAAGGUUAUUGUUGGACAAGUUGUAUUGUGAGGACUGAAUAAACUAUUUAUGUCUAUGAAAA
Messenger RNA from Coccinella septempunctata (seven-spotted ladybird), 1705 nucleotides. RefSeq lists its product as uncharacterized. Gene Ontology annotation, cellular component: plasma membrane. Gene Ontology annotation, biological process: phosphatidylserine exposure on apoptotic cell surface; engulfment of apoptotic cell; apoptotic process involved in development. NCBI's taxonomy places the organism in Eukaryota, Metazoa, Arthropoda, Insecta, Coleoptera, Coccinellidae. The transcript has 3 exons. The coding region runs from base 160 to 1674 and encodes 504 amino acids. The record is from RefSeq and is a predicted model, not a curated record.